Messenger RNA from Carassius auratus (goldfish), 1091 nucleotides. Its product is annotated as O-acetyl-ADP-ribose deacetylase MACROD2-like. The transcript is spliced from 6 exons. NCBI's taxonomy places the organism in Eukaryota, Metazoa, Chordata, Actinopteri, Cypriniformes, Cyprinidae. Bases 188 to 652 code for a protein of 154 amino acids. The record is from RefSeq and is a predicted model, not a curated record. Gene Ontology annotation, molecular function: ADP-ribosylglutamate-[protein] hydrolase activity. Gene Ontology annotation, cellular component: nucleoplasm. Gene Ontology annotation, biological process: purine nucleoside metabolic process; peptidyl-glutamate ADP-deribosylation; DNA damage response.
AUAACAUUAAGGUAGGUUGCAUCACCGCACAGUCUCCCCACUAACUACAAUCUGACAGUUUCUCAGGUGAGGCAACACGGUACAGGAGCUCUUUGACUUUCUCUCGAGUUUCAGCGCGCAUUUCUCUGUGAGCCUGGGGUUGCUUAACUCAAAAACCAUUUACCAGAAGCCCUCACACCACGGCACCAUGAGCAAAAAGAAAAAGGAAUGGAGAGCGGAGAAAGAGCACUUACUCAGUCUUGGUUUAGAGGAUAGGCGCAAAGAUUAUCGGGGAAACUAUGUGCCACUGGACAAGAUUCCCACCUGGGCAAACCAUGACAAUAACACAGCUACUGAGGAAGAAGAACAGAAGUCGUUCUCCUUGGCUGACAAAGUGUCUCUGUACAAAGGUGACAUUACCAUCCUGGAGGUGGAUGCCAUAGUGAACGCUGCAAACUCUUCUCUGCUCGGCGGUGGAGGAGUGGAUGGCUGCAUACACAGAGCCGCGGGUCAUCUCCUGUAUGAAGAGUGCCACUCGUUAAAUGGCUGUGAGACUGGAAAAGCCAAAAUCACCUGCGGCUACGACCUUCCUGCUAAAUGCGGUUAUAUGUGCUUACACACCAGACAACCUUCAGCCUGGUUGGAUUUGACACAUGGCGUAUUGGGGGGAUGAAGAACGCUGUCUCUUUGCGAUCCCUCAUCUCCCUGUAUGUGUGGCUCCAUCAAACCCAGACUAUUAGAGUCUGAUCCAGCUCUUCGUUUGGAAGCUCUAAAACUCUCCAGUGGUUCCCUAGCAACAGCUGGAAGCCGUGUUCCCGUUUUCACUGUAUCUCUCUGUUGCCUAGUUACGCAAGCUUAGACACAACCACAACGUUUGAUUGCCAUCCAGACUUGUGCCGCUUGAUUUCAGGCGCUAGAUUGAUAGACUAUAAUCAUGGAGAUGUUUGUUUCAGAUAGAGGAUGAUGGCGCAGCUAGAUCUGUGUUCAGUGAAUCAUUUUUCAGUUACAGACAUUUAUGUCGCUUUAUUUUCUGUUCACUUAAAAGUUAUACAGAAGGAAUGUACCGAUAUUAAAUAUCUGGCUGAUACAGAUAUGCCGAUAACUAUUUUCUU